Molecule: messenger RNA, 7977 nt
Organism: Megalops cyprinoides (Indo-Pacific tarpon)
Lineage: Eukaryota; Metazoa; Chordata; Actinopteri; Elopiformes; Megalopidae
Gene: cad
Product: carbamoyl-phosphate synthetase 2, aspartate transcarbamylase, and dihydroorotase
Exons: 44
Coding region: 473-7198 (2241 amino acids)
Biological process (GO): L-citrulline biosynthetic process; UTP biosynthetic process; 'de novo' pyrimidine nucleobase biosynthetic process
Cellular component (GO): cytosol; cytoplasm
Molecular function (GO): dihydroorotase activity; carbamoyl-phosphate synthase (glutamine-hydrolyzing) activity; amino acid binding
Source: RefSeq, a predicted model, not a curated record
UUGCCGUCUCUCCUCCUUCCUCUACGUGCUGACGCGAUGCUCACGCUCUAUGUAGCGGCGAUGCAAUUGCCAGUCAGGUUCCACACUGCUGUGGCUGCCUAGCGAAGCAGUGUGGACUUGGUCUCACCCACAUUCCGUAAACUUUAGCUUUUAAAAUAAGUCAUUACACAUCGCCGUUUCGCAUCUUCUACAGCAUCAGACCAAAAUAUUCUGCUUUAGACACUCAACAUUUUCAGACGUGAAAGCGGACAACAGGCGCAUCCGGAUUAGAAUAUCCUGUACUCAGCGUGCUUUUCACGUGGGUCUGUGUAGCCAGCUAGCAAGCAAGCCACCAAGACGCAACUCGUGAGCCGGUAUUAGGCCAGAUAGCUAGCUAGGCGAGUCGAGUUACUCGAGGAGACAAGAUACCUGCAGCGUUAAAGUGUAGAUUCAGUAGGCCUAUUAUUUUUUCUUACGAAUAUUGCCAGCCAAAAUGACUGUUGAAAUGGCAUCCCUGGUGUUGGAAGAUGGGACGACCUUUAAAGGCCGACUUUUUGGGGCUGUUACUUCUGUCUCUGGUGAAGUCGUGUUCCAGACUGGCAUGGCAGGCUAUCCAGAAGCUCUCACUGACCCUUCCUACAAGUCCCAGAUACUCAUCCUGACCUACCCUCUGGUGGGAAACUAUGGGAUUCCCAAGGACGAGGAGGGGGAGUUUGGGCUCAGCAAGUGGUUUGAGUCUUCCAGAAUUCAUGCAGCUGCCCUCAUUGUUGGAGAGGUUUCACAGAACCCCAGCCACUGGAGCUCCAGCAUGUCCCUGGACCAGUGGCUAAAAGAACAGGGCAUUCCUGGACUAGAGGGAGUGGACACUCGGUGCCUGACCAAAAAGAUCCGCGAGAAGGGAACCAUGCUGGGGAAGCUGGUGGUGGACGGCACCCCUGCCGAGAGCAUUCCAUUCGUUAACCCUGAUCAGAGAAACCUCGUCAAGGAGGUGUCCAUGAAGGAACCCCAGGUGUUCAACCCCAGCGGCAGCGUGAGGAUCACGGCGGUGGACUGUGGCAUUAAAUACAACCAGAUCCGCUGCCUGUGCCAGAGAGGGGCCCGGGUUACCGUGGUGCCAUGGGAUUACCCCCUGGACAGCAAAGACUUUGACGGACUGUUUAUCAGCAAUGGCCCCGGCGACCCGCAGUUCUGUAAGGAGACCAUUGACAACAUCCGGAAGGUGGUGUGUGCGGAUGACCCCAAGCCUGUGUUCGGCAUCUGCCUGGGCCACCAGCUCCUGUCUCUCGUCAUUGGUGCAAAGACCUUCAAAAUGAAGUAUGGGAACCGCGGGCACAACCAGCCUUGCAUCCACAAGGGCACAGACCGCUGUUUCAUCACCUCCCAGAACCACGGCUUUGCAGUGGACCCACUGACACUCCCCGCUGGCUGGGACGUGCUCUUCACCAACGCCAACGACCACACCAGUGAGGGCAUUGUGCAUGAUUCCAAACCCUUCUUCAGUGUCCAGUUCCAUCCAGAGCACAUGGCAGGUCCCACUGACUUGGUCAGUCUUUUCGAUGUUUUUCUGGACACAGUUCAGGACUUCAAGCAGGGCAAGAGUGGCAAGCCAGUUAAGCAAAGACUGAUGGAGCACCUCACGUACCGUGGAGCCUCCAAAGUAGAGGACUUCAUCCGCCCACGUAAAGUUCUGAUCCUGGGCUCUGGAGGCCUGUCCAUUGGGCAGGCAGGAGAAUUUGAUUACUCUGGCUCUCAGGCUAUAAAAGCGCUGAAGGAGGAGAACAUUCAGACUGUUCUCAUUAACCCCAACAUCGCCACAGUGCAAACCUCCAAGGGCCUCGCAGACAAGGUGUACUUUCUGCCGAUCACUCCAGAAUACGUCACACAGGUGAUCAAAAACGAGCGCCCGGAUGGGGUCCUGCUCACCUUCGGGGGUCAGACGGCCCUGAAUUGCGGGGUUGAACUGACCAAACAGGGGAUCCUGGAGAAGUACAACGUGCGGGUGCUGGGGACACCGGUGGCCUCCAUCGAGAUGACCGAGGACAGGAAGAUCUUCGUGGAGAAGAUGGAGGAGAUCAACGAGCAUGUGGCGCCCAGCGAAGCCGCUCUGUCCGUGGAGCAGGCGGUGGCAGCAGCAGAGAGGCUGGGCUACCCAGUUCUGGUUCGCUCUGCCUUUGCUCUCGGCGGUCUGGGUUCAGGGUUCGCCAACACCAAGGAGGAGCUGACCGCCCUGGUCACUCAAGCCUUCGCUCACACCUCCCAGGUCCUCAUUGACAAAUCGCUCAAGGGCUGGAAAGAGAUCGAGUAUGAGGUGGUCAGGGACGCCUAUGACAACUGUGUGACGGUGUGUAACAUGGAGAACAUAGACCCACUGGGGAUCCACACUGGCGAAUCCAUUGUUGUGGCGCCCAGCCAGACGCUCAACGAUUACGAGUACAACAUGCUGAGGAACACCGCCAUCAAGGUCAUACGCCACCUGGGCAUCGUGGGAGAGUGCAACAUCCAGUAUGCCCUCAACCCUGAGUCUGAGCAGUAUUACAUCAUAGAGGUGAACGCCCGCCUGUCUCGAAGCUCCGCCCUCGCCAGCAAGGCCACAGGAUAUCCCCUGGCGUACGUGGCGGCCAAGCUGGGCCUGGGGAUUCCGCUGCCUGUCCUCAAGAACUCUGUGACAAAUUCCACAACAGCCAAUUUCGAGCCUAGUCUGGACUACUGUGUCGUGAAAGUUCCCCGCUGGGACUUGAGCAAGUUCCUGCGGGUCAGCACUAAGAUCGGCAGCUCCAUGAAGAGUGUGGGAGAGGUGAUGGCCAUUGGCCGCAGCUUCGAGGAGGCCUUCCAGAAAGCUCUGAGGAUGGUGGAUGAGAACUGCGUGGGCUUCGAUCACACCAUUAAGCCAGUUUCUGACCAGGAGCUGCAGACGCCCACAGACAAGCGCAUUUUCGUGCUGGCGGCUGCUCUGCGUGCUGGCUAUACUGUGGAUCGCCUGUACGAGCUGACCAAGAUCGACCGCUGGUUCCUGCACAAGAUGAAGAACAUCGCGGACCAUGAGCGGCUGCUGGAGUCGUACGGUCAGGGCGAGAGCACCAUGCCCCCAGAGGUCCUGAGGACGGCCAAGCAGCUGGGCUUCUCCGACAAACAGAUCGCUCAGGCCGUGCAGAGCACGGAGCUUGCGGUGAGGAAGCUGCGUCAGGAUUGGAAGAUUCUGCCCGUGGUGAAGCAGAUCGACACGGUGGCGGCAGAGUGGCCUGCCCACACCAACUACCUGUACCUGACCUACCACGGAACGGACAGCGACCUGAGCUUCAGCGAGCCCCACGUCAUGGUGAUCGGCUCGGGGGUGUACCGCAUCGGCAGCAGCGUGGAGUUCGAUUGGUGUGCUGUUGGCUGCAUCAUGGAGCUCCGCAAGAUGGGCUACAAAACCAUCAUGGUGAACUACAAUCCUGAGACUGUCAGCACGGACUACGACAUGUGCAACCGCCUCUAUUUUGAUGAGAUUUCCUUCGAGGUGGUGAUGGACAUCUAUGAGAUGGAGAACCCGGAGGGCGUCAUCCUGUCCAUGGGGGGACAGCUGCCCAACAACAUCGCCAUGUCCCUGCACAGACAGCAGUGCCGGAUACUGGGCACGUUGCCCGAGUUCAUCGACUCUGCCGAGAACAGGUUCAAGUUCUCCCGUAUGUUGGACACCAUCGGCAUCAGCCAGCCCCAGUGGAAGGAGCUUGCAGACACUAAGUCUGCCAAGCAGUUCUGUGAUACGGUUGGCUACCCCUGCCUGGUCCGGCCCUCCUACGUCCUGAGUGGAGCCGCCAUGAACGUGGCCUACUCCGACUCUGACCUGGAGAAGUUCCUGAGCAGCGCUGUUGCCGUUUCCAAAGAGCACCCUGUGGUCAUCUCCAAGUUCAUUCAGGAGGCCAAGGAGAUAGACGUGGACGCAGUGGCGUGCGACGGGGUAGUCAUCGCCAUGGCGAUCUCGGAACACGUGGAGAACGCUGGGGUACACUCCGGGGACGCCACCCUGGUCACCCCGGCUCAGGAUAUCAACCAGAAGACCAUGGAGCGCAUCAAGAUCAUCGUGCAUGCCAUCGGGCAGGAGCUGCAGGUCACUGGCCCCUUCAACCUGCAGCUCAUCGCUAAGGACGACCAGCUGAAGGUGAUUGAGUGCAAUGUCCGAGUAUCUCGCUCCUUCCCCUUCGUGUCCAAGACGCUGGGGGUUGAUCUAGUUGCCCUGGCAACCCAGGUCAUCAUGGGAGAGGAGGUGGAGCCCGUUGGAGUUAUGAAAGGAGUGGGGAUCGUGGGUGUCAAGGUCCCUCAGUUCUCCUUCUCACGCCUGGCUGGGGCAGAUGUGGUUCUGGGGGUGGAGAUGACCAGCACUGGGGAAGUGGCCUGCUUUGGGGAGAAUAGAUACGAAGCUUAUCUGAAGGCAAUGCUCAGCACUGGCUUCAAGAUCCCCAAAAAAAACAUCCUCCUGUCCAUCGGCAGCUAUAAGAACAAGAGUGAGCUGCUGCCCACAGUGCAAGCCCUGGAGAGUCUGGGGUACAACCUGUACGCCAGCUUAGGAACAGCUGACUUCUAUACUGAGCAUGGGGUCAAGGUGAUGGCUGUGGACUGGCCCUUCGAGGAGGAGAGCGACUGCCCCACCAAGGAGAAGCAGAGGAACAUCAUAGACUACCUGGAGGAGAACCACUUCGACAUGGUCAUCAACCUGUCCAUGAGGAACUCCGGGGGGCGGCGCCUCUCCUCGUUCGUCACCAAGGGCUACCGCACACGCCGCAUGGCUGUCGACUACUCCGUGCCCCUCAUCAUCGACAUCAAGUGCACCAAGCUGUUCGUGCAGGCGCUGCGGCAGAUCGGCCGAGCCCCCCCUGUGAAAACUCACAUCGACUGCAUGACAUCGCAGAAGCUCAUUCGCCUGCCAGGGCUGAUUGACGUUCACGUCCACCUGCGCGAGCCGGGCGCCACCCACAAAGAGGACUUCGCCUCGGGCACGGCGGCCGCUUUGGCGGGAGGAGUCACCAUGGUGUGUGCCAUGCCCAACACGUCCCCCGCAGUCAUUGACCCCAGCUCGCUCGCCAUGGUCCAGAAGCUGGCCAAGGCUGGAUGCCGGUGCGAUUACGCCCUCUUUGUGGGGGCCGCCUCAGACAACGCCACCAUUCUGCCGUCAAUUGCAAACUCAGCAGUUGGGUUGAAGAUGUACCUGAAUGACACUUACUCCACACUGAAGAUGGACAACAUAACGCUGUGGAUGGAGCACUUUGAGAAGUGGCCGAAGCACUUGCCGAUCGUGGCGCAUGCAGAGAAGCAGACUGUGGCGGCCAUCUUGAUGGUGGCACAGCUCUACCAGAGAGCCGUUCAUAUCUGCCACGUAGCCAAGAAGGAAGAGAUCCUCAUCAUUCGAGCAGCCAAGCAGAGGGGAAUCCAGGUGACCUGUGAGGUGGCACCUCACCACCUGUUCCUGUGUGACGAGAAUGUACCAGUGAUUGGGGACGGCAGGGCGCAGGUCCGCCCCAUGCUGGGCAACCGGGAGGACAUGGAGGCCCUGUGGGAGAACUUGGACAUAAUCGACUGCUUCGCCACGGACCACGCCCCUCACUCAGUGGAGGAGAAGAACUCGACGAAUCCGCCCCCUGGUUACCCCGGCCUGGAGACCAUGCUGCCCCUGCUCCUCACGGCCGUCAGCGAGGGCCGACUCACCAUCGAAGACAUCGUAAUGAGGCUGUACGAUAACCCACGCAAGAUCUUCUCCCUGCCCACACAGGACAACACCUUUGUGGAGGUGGACUUGGAGCAAGAGUGGACCAUUCCCAAGCACAUGCAGUUCACAAAGUCCAAAUGGACCCCCUUCGAGGGCAUGAAAGUGAAGGGUAAAGUCAGGAGGGUCGUCCUGAGAGGAGAGGUGGCCUACAUUGAUGGACAGGUGCUGGUACCGCCAGGAUAUGGGGAGGACGUGAAGACCUGGCCUGCUGCUGUUCCUGCCACUCUGCCCCCUAAAACAGUCAAAGAGGCCCUGCAGACCCCAGAGCACCCCAGACAGGCUGGCCCGUCUGAGACACUGCGCGCCCGCACCUCCAGCCCCCGCAGGGCGGCCGGGGACAGCCGCUUCAUGCUGCCGCCCCGAAUCCACAGGGCCUCCGACCCGGGCCUGCCCCCUGCGGCUGAAGACUCAAAGGAGAAAUCCAUGAGAAGAAUUGAAGCAGACAUGGUCCCUACUGCAGAGACCUUCAGUCACCCGCCUCCGCUGGCCCGAAUCCUUUCCCCGCAGACCGGAGCGGCCCAGACCAUGGUCCACAUGCAGACCUCGCCCCUCUUGCACCCCCUGGUGGGCCAGCAUGUGCUGUCAGUUCGGCAAUUCAGCAAAGAGCAGCUGUCGCACUUGUUCAACGUGGCCCACACACUUCGCCUGAUGGUGCAGAAGGAGAGGAGUCUCGAUAUUUUGAAGGGCAAGGUGAUGGCCUCCAUGUUCUACGAGGUGAGCACGCGCACCAGCAGCUCCUUCGCCGCGGCCAUGCAUCGGCUGGGCGGCUCGGUGGUGCACUUCUCCGAGUCCACCUCCUCCACGCAGAAGGGCGAGUCGCUGGCUGACUCGGUGCAGACCAUGAGCUGCUACGCGGACGUGCUGGUGCUCCGCCACCCGCUGCCGGGAGCCGUGGAGACUGCAGCAAAGCACUGCCGGAAGCCAGUGAUCAACGCAGGGGACGGGGUAGGGGAGCACCCUACUCAGGCCCUGCUGGACAUCUUUACAAUCAGGGAGGAGCUGGGCACAGUCAACGGCAUGACAAUCACAAUGGUGGGCGACCUGAAACACGGGCGCACCGUGCACUCGCUGGCCAGGCUGCUCACCCAGUACAGGAUCACCCUGCGCUACGUCGCCCCCAAGAACCUGCACAUGCCCCCUGAGAUCAUCGACUUUGUGGCCUCCAAGGGAAUCAAGCAGGAGGAGUUUGACAGCAUUGAGGAGGCACUUCCAGACACUGACGUCCUGUACAUGACCAGAAUCCAGAAGGAGAGGUUUGCCUCGGAGGAAGAGUACAAUGCGUGUUUUGGACAGUUCAUAUUGACCCCACACAUCAUGACCGGAGCCAAGCGGAAAAUGGUGGUCAUGCACCCUCUCCCAAGAGUCAAUGAGAUCAGUGUUGAGGUGGACACAGAUCCUCGUGCUGCCUAUUUCAGACAAGCAGAAAAUGGCAUGUAUAUCCGCAUGGCCCUCCUGGCCACCGUACUGGGGCGAUGAAAAGGGCAAGGGGAACAAACAGCGGCACCCCAGUCCCACUGCCUUCACAUUUAAGGGACCAAAGUACUCUAGGUCACUUGCUUUUAGUUUCAUAAUGCAACUUAAAUUCAUUCAAAACAGAAAUCGAAAACUGAUGGAAAAAGUCAGUCUAAUAUCUUAAUUGUCAUCCUUCAGGUACUCUUCUAGAAUCAAUUUCUGACACACGAUUCUGAUUUCACACUAUCUGUGCAGAGUGAGAUUGGCUGUACAUGCAAAACCAGUCCUGUGCUGUAGAAUUUAAACCCUUUACUGAACAUAGUUUGAACUUGGCUGCUAUCUUUAAGAAGUCUGUUAUUAUUGGUAAAAGAAGUAAUGUGUCAUGACAAAUGCAAAAACAGUUGGAAUAGUGUGUCUUACUUCCUUCCCUUUCCUAGAGACAAAAAAUGUUACUGUAUUUACUUGACUGGGUAGCCUUUAAUGGACCAUCUUCCUUUCUGACACUGGGGAAGUGCAAGUCCCCUACUGUGAAAACUGUAGUGGACUGUUUGUACUGGUUUGUAUGGUAUCGGGUUGACUGAAGUAAUGUUAAAUGUGGUGGUUUGUCUUCACUUUUUGUAUGGAAUGAUGAAAAGGGAACUGGGUUGUUCAUGUAUUCUGAUGUGAAUGUGUCCAUUCUUUCCGGAGAUCUGUUUUGGUUGGGUUAUACGCACAUCAUUGACUGGGCACUAACGUUUGUAUGGUAAUAUGAUGGCAAUAUGAAGAUCUUGGAUGCGCCUGAAUUUUUAAAAAAAUAUUUAAUA